Spathaspora passalidarum NRRL Y-27907 is the source of this 507-nucleotide messenger RNA. RefSeq names its product SUMO family protein (gene SMT3). Lineage: Eukaryota; Fungi; Ascomycota; Pichiomycetes; Serinales; Debaryomycetaceae. Gene Ontology annotation, molecular function: ubiquitin-like protein ligase binding; protein tag activity. Gene Ontology annotation, biological process: protein sumoylation. The record is from RefSeq and is a predicted model, not a curated record. The coding region runs from base 29 to 313 and encodes 94 amino acids. Gene Ontology annotation, cellular component: septin ring; nucleus. The transcript has a single exon.
AGGACGUGAUCUCUAUCAUACAUCAACAAUGUCUGACACUGAACAACCAAAGGAAGAAAAGCAAGAUUCCACCACUCACAUCAACUUAAAAGUUUCUGAUGGGUCUGCUGAAAUCUUUUUUAAAAUCAAAAGAUCAACACCUAUGAAGAGAUUAAUGGAGGCGUUCUGUAAGAGACAAGGUAAAGAUAUCAACAGUUUACGUUUCUUAAUUGAUGGUACCAGAGUCUAUCCCCACAACACUCCAGAUGAAUUGGAAUUGGAAGAUGGUGAUACCAUUGAAGCCCAUCGUGAACAAACCGGUGGUGCUUUGUAGACUAGCUGGACUAUUGUUUUAGAUGUGUUUCGAAUUUUUUUUGGUUAUGUAUUGGACUGAAUGAGGGGUGAACAAGAAAUUAGUCAGCUGAAUUGGUAUGUUGUAAUUUCCAUAGCACCUGUAGAUUCCUAAUGAUUUUAUAGAUGUUGUAUAACUAUAAAAUAUGUUAUUAAAUCUGAAUAUAUAAAAUCAUG